GGAGAGGAAAGGAGGAAUUACUUGUCGUAUUCGCUGUCCAGAGUCAUGCGAACCUUAUACCAGAACGGCCCUCGUCCUCUUCGAAUUACGAUUUGAGGCAAAACUUGGUUUUGAGCUCGUUAUUCAAGAUAGUUCGAUCUUUUUGGUUGACUUAAAUCUAUAGCCAUUGAGAAUUGAAUAGUUGAAGUCUUUUUGGCAUUGUUUUAAGUCUUUGGAGAUUAAAGAAAAUAUUGAUGGGGGCAAUAUUGAGCCUAAAUGGUUCGAGGACUGGAGCAAGUGAGCCCUUUGAGCAUUUGAAACAUGAAACUUGCAAGAGACAGAAAUUAUCAUUGUGUUUAUGUGAAGAGAAUCCAAGAUUGAUUCCUAGCCUUCCAGAUGAGAUAUCCUAUCAAAUUCUUGCCAGACUUCCCAGGAUUUACUACUUCAACAUGAGGUUAGUGUCACGGACCUGGAAAGCUGCUAUCACAAGUACAGAACUUUUCAGUGUAAGGAAAAAGCUUGGUACAACCGAGGAAUGGCUCUAUAUAUUGACAAGGGGUCAGCGAGAUCAGCUUUACUGGUAUGCUUUUGAUCCUCUUUCAAGAAGAUGGCAAAGAUUGCCUCCAAUGCCAAAUUUUACUUUUGAGGAUGAAUCCAGGAGAGGUUUAGCUGGCCUUCGUAUGUGGAAUGUUGUGGGCUCAGGCAUGAAGAUUGCAGAUUUCAUAAGGAGCUGGCUUGGGAAGAAAGAUGCAUUGGAUCAAAUGCCAUUCUGUGGGUGUGCCAUUGGAGCUGUAGAAGGCCACCUGUAUGUGCUAGGGGGAUUUUCUAAAACUUCAGCCUUGACAUGUGUUUGGAAGUAUAAUCCAGUUAAAAAUUCAUGGAGUGAAGCAACUCCAAUGUCAAUUGGCAGAGCCUAUUGUAAGACUAGUGUCUUAAACAACAAGCUGUAUGUUGUUGGAGGGGUAACUCGAGGUCGUGGUGGAUUGACACCACUUCUGUCAGCUGAAGUAUUUGAUCCUCAUACUGGUAUCUGGUCCCAAAUACCAAAUAUGCCAUUUUUGAAAGCUCAGAUUCUGCCUACUGCUUUUCUAGCUGAUCUGCUCAAGCCUAUUGCCACUGGAAUGACAUCAUACAGGGGAAGGUUGUUUGUGCCUCAGAGUUUAUAUUGCUGGCCCUUUUUUGUUGAUGUUGGAGGGGAAGCUUAUGAUCCAGAGGUGAAUUCAUGGGUUGAAAUGCCUGUUGGCAUGGGUGAGGGUUGGCCAGCUAGACAGGCAGGGACAAAAUUGAGUGUAACUGUUGAUGGUGAGUUGUAUGCACUGGAUCCAUCCAGUUCUCUUGAAAGUGCUAGGAUCAAAGUCUACGAUUAUCAGGCUGAUGCUUGGAAAGUUGUGGUCAGAGAUGUUCCUGUUCCUGACUUUUCUGAGUCUGACGCUCCAUAUUUACUUGCUGGUUUACUAGGGAAGCUUCAUGUCGUCACUAAAGAUGUCAAUAACAAUAUUACAGUUCUUCAGACUGAUGUGCAGAAUCAUUUUGCUUCUGUACCAUCAGCUCCAUCAUCUUCGUCAGAGAAGACAUCUGUCAAUGCUGAGUCUAUAGCAGAAUCAGAAACAAAUAUUUGGAGGAUCAUUUCAACAAGAAUGGCUGGGUCUGCUGAACUGGUUAGUUGUCAAACCCUUGAAAUCUAGUGAUUAGAGGAUCUAGCAGUUUUAACACCCAAGGUGUCAAAGCAAGACAGUGCUUGUUAUUUCUCAGCCUUUAUUUGUUGGACCAAAAAAGAUUGGAUUGGAAACUAGUAUAUUGUAAACAUUUGCAGCAUAAUUUUCCUUUCAUCCUGUCAUUAUGUAUAUCAUUAAAAUUUCUACUGAGAUGGAAUAUAAGAUAAAUUAAUCU
Rubroshorea leprosula is the source of this 1869-nucleotide messenger RNA. NCBI's taxonomy places the organism in Eukaryota, Viridiplantae, Streptophyta, Magnoliopsida, Malvales, Dipterocarpaceae. The record is from the annotation of a GenBank genome assembly.